UCACUCUAAACACUUCUUUUUUCUUUUUCUAAUCUCACAAAAGUUUUUUUCUUAGUCUCUCACUACAGCAGACCAGACACUCCGGUCAGGUCCCCCGCCAGCAUGCCCUUCAACCACCUCCUCACGGCGGCUCGCCGCCGCGCCUCCACCCUCUCCUCCGCCGUCAGAUCCGCCUCAACCGCCGCGGCACUUUCCACGCCUUCCUCCCCUCCUUCCCCUCCUCCUCCAAACGUCAUGAUCUACGAUCGCCUCGCCGAGGCCAUGAAAUCCAAGCUCCUCCAGCUGGAAAAUCCGGACCCGCGCUUUCUCAAAUACGGGUCACCCAUCCCAACCCUCUCGGACCACACCCGGGUCCUGGCGGCGCCGGAAACCCGCGUAACGACCCUACCUAACGGCCUCCGCGUCGUGACGGAGUCAAGCCUCGCCGCGAAGACUGCCACCGUCGGCGUCUGGAUCGACGCCGGGUCUCGGUUCGAGACGGAGGAGACGAACGGGACCGCGCAUUUCGUCGAACACAUGAUCUUCAAGGGAACGGAGAAGCGUUCUGCCAGGGAACUUGAGGAAGAGAUAGAGAACAUGGGAGGGCAUUUGAAUGCGUACACGUCGAGGGAGCAAACAACGUAUUACGCCAAAGUCACUGAUAAGGAUGUGCCGAAGGCGCUUGAUAUUCUGGCUGAUAUAUUGCAGAAUUCUAAGUUUGAUAAUAACAGGAUUAGCCGGGAGCGUGAUGUGAUUCUAAGGGAAAUGGAAGAGGUUGAGGGACAAACAGAGGAAGUAAUUUUUGACCAUUUACAUGCAACUGCUUUCCAGUACACUCCACUUGGUAGAACAAUUCUUGGACCUGCUCAGAAUAUUAAGACAAUCACCAAAGAUCAUCUACAGAAUUACAUACAGACACACUACACGGCUCCUAGGAUGGUGAUAGCUGCUUCUGGAGCUGUCAAGCAUGAAGAUAUUGUCCAGCAAGUAAAAACAUUGUUUACUAAGUUGUCAGCGGAUCCCACCACAGCUUCUCAAUUAGUUGCAAAAGAACCAACCAUUUUUACGGGUUCUGAGGUUAGAAUGUUGGAUGAUGAUAUUCCCCUUGCACAAUUUGCGGUAGCUUUUGAAGGCGCAGCUUGGACGGAUCCAGAUUCGAUUGCCCUGAUGGUCAUGCAAGCCAUGUUGGGUUCUUGGAAUAAGACAGCUGGAGGUGGAAAGCACAUGGGUUCUGCAUUAGCGCAACGAGUUGGCAUUAAUGAAGUUGCUGAAAGCAUGAUGGCCUUCAAUACCAAUUACAAGGAUUCAGGUCUUUUUGGUGUUUAUGCUGUUGCUAAGAAGGAUUGCUUGGAUGAUUUGUGCUAUGCAAUAAUGUACGAGACAACGAAGUUGGCUUAUCGGGUCUCAGAAGAUGAUGUUACGCGUGCUCGUAAUCAGUUGAAAUCUUCUCUCCUGCUCCACAUAGAUGGAACAAGUCCAGUAGCCGAAGAUAUUGGGCGUCAGCUACUCACCUACGGAAGAAGAAUACCAUUUGCAGAAUUGUUUGCUAGAAUUGAUGCUGUUGAUGCAAGCACAAUUAAGCGUGUUGCAAACCGAUUUAUUUAUGACAAGGAUAUUGCAAUUGCUGCCAUGGGACCUAUUCAGCGUUUGCCUGAUUACAACUGGUUCAGACGCAGAACAUAUUGGAACCGCUAUUAGUUUUCAUCUCUGUUUCUGCUUCAUUUCUAUUUUAUGGGAGAUCUGGCCAAGCACAUUUUUGUUCAAAUUUGCACCUUGCAUGUCUCCGGAAAGCUGCUGCUCUGGCCGUCAUUUUUUAUUUAUUUGUUAUAGGUAUGUUUUUGUAACAUUUUUGCAAAAAUAAAUAAGCUGUUAUGAGUGAUGUAAUUGUGCUCUACUCGUAACACUUGUUGAAAAUUUUAUGGGCAAAAAGUUGCCAUUGUUUCCCCAGAACAUGAGGCCAAGCUUCCUAACCCGCUAA
This is a messenger RNA of Gastrolobium bilobum, 1957 nucleotides long. Its product is annotated as probable mitochondrial-processing peptidase subunit beta, mitochondrial. The record is from RefSeq and is a predicted model, not a curated record. The transcript is spliced from 9 exons. Gene Ontology annotation, biological process: proteolysis. NCBI's taxonomy places the organism in Eukaryota, Viridiplantae, Streptophyta, Magnoliopsida, Fabales, Fabaceae. Gene Ontology annotation, cellular component: mitochondrion. Gene Ontology annotation, molecular function: metal ion binding; metalloendopeptidase activity. Bases 103 to 1677 code for a protein of 524 amino acids.